AGACGUAAACCUACAGAGAAAAAGGAUAGCACUGCUAUUAUUGGUGAUUUGUUUUCAAUAUUGAAUUUUGAUGGAAGAGUUGCCUAUGACUACAUCAUCAAUGCUUCUGAAAAUUUUGAUGAGAAAUAUUGUAUUGGGAGUGGAACAUAUGGUAAAGUUUAUAAAAUAGAACUCCCGACUGAACAAAUGGUGGCUGUUAAAAAACUUCAUCCAACAGAAGGAGUAUUUGACGAGAAAAAUUUCCAAAGCGAGAUUCAGACAUUAACUGGAAUUCGACAUCGUAACAUUGUAAAACUUCAUUGGUUUUGCUCCAGUUCAAGUUGUAAAUUUCUUAUAUAUGAGUAUAUCAAGAAGGGAAGUUUAACUAGCAACCUUCGCAGUCAAGAAACAGCAGAGGAAUUGAAUUGGGAGAGAAGAAUUCAUAUUAUCAAAGAUGUGGCCCAUGCUUUAUCAUACAUACACCAUGAUUGCAAUCCAUCCAUAGUUCAUCGGGAUAUUUCCGGUAAUAAUAUAUUAUUAGACUCUGAUUUCAAGGCGUAUCUUUCAGACUUUGGUACUGCAAGAAUUCUAAGAUCUGAUUUAUCAAAUUGGAGCACACUAGCAGGCACAUUUGGAUAUGCUGCUCCCGAACUUUCGUACAUGAUAAAGGCAAAUGAGAAAUGUGAUGUAUAUAGCUUUGGCAUAGUAAUAUUAGAAGUAAUAAUGGGAAAGCAUCCAGGUGAUCUUAUUUCCCCCCUAUCAUCAGCAGCAGACAUUCAACAAAUGUUAUUCAUCGAUAUAUUAGAUCAACGUAUCUCACCUCCUGCAGCUUAUAUAGUAAAAGAAGUGCUAUUGCUAGCUAUUAUAGCAUUUUCAUGCAUCCGUAUUACACCACAGGCACGACCAACCAUGCAAAGGAUAUCUCACUUAUUCACAAGUGGCAACAUUCCAACCAUUCAUGAGUCAUUCAAUUCAAUUAAAUUAUAUCAAUUAGUGGAGUUUUAA
Elaeis guineensis (African oil palm) is the source of this 984-nucleotide messenger RNA. RefSeq lists its product as uncharacterized. The record is from RefSeq and is a predicted model, not a curated record. Gene Ontology annotation, biological process: protein phosphorylation. Lineage: Eukaryota; Viridiplantae; Streptophyta; Magnoliopsida; Arecales; Arecaceae. Gene Ontology annotation, molecular function: protein binding; protein kinase activity; ATP binding.